This is a messenger RNA of Colletotrichum siamense, 1635 nucleotides long. RefSeq names its product putative MFS-type transporter. The record is from RefSeq and is a predicted model, not a curated record. The transcript has 7 exons. The coding region runs from base 1 to 1635 and encodes 544 amino acids. Gene Ontology annotation, molecular function: transmembrane transporter activity. NCBI's taxonomy places the organism in Eukaryota, Fungi, Ascomycota, Sordariomycetes, Glomerellales, Glomerellaceae. Gene Ontology annotation, biological process: transmembrane transport.
AUGGAUGAUCACGUCGCAAGACAUGCAGUCCCGGAGGAGGCACCAGUAAGGACGUUGGGAAAUGUCCGUCUGAGGGACGAGGCUACGAACGAGAUCAUCUUAAUCCCCAAACCUUCCACAGACCCAAAUGACCCUUUAAACUGGCCACAAUGGUACAAAUACUACAUGGCGGGGUUGAUCUGCGUGGCCAUGAUGAUGUGCAAUUUUCUUGCAGCGGGCCCGUCGAUAGCUCUUCUGGAGACGGCGCUGGAGUUCUAUCCGGCUGCGGCUACGGAUAAUGCGGUUCUGUCGUACUCCAUCUCCCAGACGGCGUACUUCUUCACGACAACCGCGCUGCUUCAGGGGGUUGGCAACUUCUUCUGGGUGCCCAUGGCCAACAAGUUUGGCCGGCGCCCAGUCUACGUUGCCAGCUACACGAUCUACUUUGUUUGCACGAUAUGGCUCAUCUUUGAACACUCGUACGCCGGCUUUCUUGCUGGGCGGAUCUUGAUGGGUUUCGGUGCUGGUGCAGCAGAAACCAUUGCCCCUAUUUCCAUCGCUGAUGUCUUCUUUCUGCACGAAAGAGGGACCAUCAUGGCCUUGUAUACCUCUUUCCUCUCCGCAGGAGUUGGGUUUGGACUGGUGAUUUCAGGUCUCAUCACCAUCAACCAUGACUGGAGAGUGAUUUACGAGGUUUCUGCGGCCUUAAUCGGCGUCGUUCUCGCGCUUGCGUUCUUCACCUUCCCCGAGACGGCCUACGAGCGAGACGAGGCGAGCAACUGGAACCGAAUGGCAUCCAUCGACGCCAACAAGCCUGGUUCGGUGGGCUCAGAGAGCGAACUCGCUCCCCGCUACGCAGAAAACGCUCUCCCACGCUCGAGAAAGAACUCUUACCUGUCGUCUCUGAAAAUCUUCCACAAAACUUUGACGCGAGAGAGCCUGCUGAAGCUGUCUCUCCGACCUCUGGGUCUGAUCAUCCUCCCGCCUGUGCUGUGGGCGGCGUUGGUGCAAGCCGUGACUGUUGGUUUCCUCGUCGCCGUGUCUUCGAAUAUCGCUUCUGCCUUCAACACCGCCUACGGAUUCGAUGCUUGGCAGAUCGGGCUGUGUUUCAUCGCCGGCAUCAUUGGGGCCGCGGCCGGUAUCCCAGCGGGUGGGCACCUUGGGGACAAGGUGGCCGACUGGUUCACGUUACGCAACGGCGGCAUCAGGGAUCCGGAAAUGCGGCUUCCUGCCAUGGUCAUCUCCAUGAUAUCGACGCCUCUGGCCCUUAUCCUGUACGGGGUCGGGAUCGCGAACCAGCUGCACUGGAUCUGUCCGACCAUUGGCCUGGGACUCUUGACGUUUUCCAUUUCCCAGGGCACCAACAUCGCAACUGUGUAUGUCAUUGAUGCGUACCGACCUAUAACCGGGGAGGUGACGCUGUCGGUAAUGGGGUUCAAGUCACUUUUCGGCUUCCUGUUGUCCUUCUACACAAACACAUGGAUCGAGCAGGCCGGGUACGUGAAUGCGUUCGGGGCGAUGGCGGGAAUCGCGACUGCCGUCCUGAUCAUGUGGGUGCCGAUGUUCGUAUGGGGGAAGGCAAUACGACAUGAGUCGUGGAAAUGGCGGAUCGUCUCGUAUAUCCAUUGGAGCGAGGACAGGGAGGUCGGAGAGUGA